This is a messenger RNA of Talaromyces rugulosus, 1011 nucleotides long. RefSeq lists its product as uncharacterized. The record is from RefSeq and is a predicted model, not a curated record. Gene Ontology annotation, molecular function: oxidoreductase activity. The transcript has 4 exons. Lineage: Eukaryota; Fungi; Ascomycota; Eurotiomycetes; Eurotiales; Trichocomaceae. The coding region runs from base 1 to 1011 and encodes 336 amino acids.
AUGCGCGCAAUCUCAGUAAAGGACGGCCAUGGUCCAGCAUCUGCCAUGUUCAUUGACGACUCGGUCCCAGACCCAGUCGUCAGAAAUGAUCGAAUUCUCGUUCAUAUCAAGGCCUUUGGUCUGAAUCGUAUGGAUAUCUGGCAGCGACGGGCAAAUUACCCCUACAAGCUUCCUGAGGAGACACAUGGCAACGUUAUGGGCGUCGAGUUCAGUGGAAUUGUGCUAGACUUGGGCCCGGAGUGUUCAUCGGGGACGUUCCAUGUGGGAGACAGGGUCUUUGGUUUAGUGUAUGGGGGUGCUUACGCUGAAAAAGUAACAAUCUCCGAGAAGAUGCUCAUGCCUCUUCCAUCUGAGAUAUCAUUUGAAGAAGGAGCCGGUAUACCCGAGACUUUCUUUACAGCCAUCCAGGCAAUUCACCUUGUGGGGUCCAUACCACCCAACGCCAAUGUACUCAUCCACGCCGGGGCAUCUGGCGUUGGGCAAUCUGCCAUACAACUUGCUCAGUUGGCUGGAGCAAACAAAAUUUUCACCACCGCAGGUACCCCUGAGAAAUGUGAAUUGGUCAAGUCUCUCGGCGCAGAUUUUGCCAUUAACUACCGUGCCGGAGAAGACUUUGCGGAGGUAGUGGCUCGAGAGACUGACGGGAAAGGGGUGGAUCUUAUCGUAGAUCUAAUUGGGACAGACUAUUGGGAAAGAAAUGUCAAGUCGGCAGCAGUGGAUUCGAGAAUUGUGAUCAUUGCAUUGAUGAGUGGGAGCAAGAUUCCGGACUUCGACAUGCGGCCGCUGCUAACCAAGAGAGUUUGGAUAUGCACGACUACUUUGAGAGUGAGACAGCCAAAAUAUCAAGUAAAAGUGAAGGAGUUUUUUGUUGAAAACAUUCUUCCGGCGCUGGUUGAACGAAAAAUUAAGACAGUUGUCGACAGAAUUUACAGCUGGAGCCAGAUCGGAGAGGCACACGAGAGGAUGGAGGCAAAUCAGAACGCUGGGAAAAUAAUUUGCACUGUUGAUUAA